CCAGGCUCACACCCACAAGUGUUGUCUGCCUGUUCGCAAAGGCGGGACGGAAGCCAAAGGAACAGCAGCAGAAUAGAUAGACAAAAUAAAUGGCUAAACUAUGUAACAUACGUGGGCUUGGAAGAAAGAAGAGACAGAGGGGAUAUGAUAGAAACUUUUAAAUACCUAAAGAAAAUCAACACAGUAAAGCAGGAGAGUAUAUUUAAAAGAAGAAAAACUACCACAAGAGGACAUAGAGGGACAUUUAUCAUUGUUGCUUUGCUCUGUUUCUCUGUGGGAGCGAGGUGGACAGUCAGCAGAGGUCUUCGUCAGCUGGAUGCUGCCCUGUUUCAUCACAUUCUUUUCAGUCACGAACUUUUUCCAGUAAUCAAGUUUACGAUGUCCUUAGAUUCAUCAGACUACACACCAAGUGCCUAUUUCUACAUUGGAACUAAUGACAGUGAUGAUGAAGAAAGCCUUGACUGCGAGCCAUUUUCUACUUCCUACAUCUCUAUGUUGACUCAGAUCUGGAAUGAUAUAAGCACCUGGGAAGAGGGAAAUACCCCACCAUUAGAGCUUGCAGUUAAAAUACUAAGAAUUCUACAUGGCCUAAGAAUCAGUCCACAUGAAAGCAAACAAACCAUUGCCUCCUACAGUACAUUUUUGAACAGACGGAUUUCUAAAGUCUCUGAAUCAUUGCAAGAAUACAAGGAGCAAUUAUGUACACAGGUAUUUUCUGCUCUGGAGGAAAAGAGCGAGCUUGAUCUUUCUCUUGAGAUAAAAGAAGAAAUACAGAGGAUUAAGAUGGAGAUGGAGCAUGAGAAGUUAUUGUCUUAUCAAAAGAACCGCAGCAUACGCAGACGUUCUUUAUUCGGAUGCAUUAAACAAACAUUCAUGGGAUCAAAUCGACUGAACCUGACAGGAUGUAUAAACAAAAAAAGAAAAGGAAGAAGAUGACGUCUCCACAAUAAAAUGCCUUCAUCUUCGCAAGCUAUUGAUAUUGUUUUGUCAACUGAAAUAAUGUUAAUAAACAUCCUCAAAGUCUGCAAACCUGGAAGAUUAUUUACAUGGGAACAAUGCUUUUAUUACUUGUGUAACCUAACUUGGAAGUU
Molecule: messenger RNA, 1091 nt
Organism: Hyla sarda
Lineage: Eukaryota; Metazoa; Chordata; Amphibia; Anura; Hylidae
Exons: 12
Coding region: 145-936 (263 amino acids)
Source: RefSeq, a predicted model, not a curated record